Messenger RNA from Agrilus planipennis (emerald ash borer), 3961 nucleotides. RefSeq names its product toll-like receptor Tollo. The transcript has a single exon. Gene Ontology annotation, biological process: signal transduction. NCBI's taxonomy places the organism in Eukaryota, Metazoa, Arthropoda, Insecta, Coleoptera, Buprestidae. Gene Ontology annotation, molecular function: protein binding. The coding region runs from base 180 to 3923 and encodes 1247 amino acids. Gene Ontology annotation, cellular component: extracellular matrix. The record is from RefSeq and is a predicted model, not a curated record.
AGUCAAGCAGCAGCCACUGAACAACUCGAACGUACGUAUACAUGCGGGCAUGCGAACAAUACGCGGCAUCGCACUCAAUGAUGCCCAACGGACAAUAACAACAACAGUCGAUAAAGUGCACCAUAAAGUGACUACCACAUGCUACGACCACCAUGUUCGUGCAGUAGAGAACAGUUCCGAUGGGAUCGUCGUCGACUGCCGUGUGCGCGGUCCUUAUCGGAGCCGUGUUCGGGGUGCUGUCCGCGUCCCUAAGCAAGGCGCUCCGGUACCAGGCGCCCGACGAAUGCAAAUGGGUAGUCGAAGGGGACAACGGUGCCAACGAUGAAGACGUCGCCUUGGUGUGCCGACUUCGCACCAUCAACUCCGAACUCGAAAACACCAAUUUCAGCGUGAUCCAGCCGCAGCAUACCGUGCGACUGCGUCUGGAAUGCAGCGACGCGCUCUUCUUCCAAAGCUCUCUCAACGCAGGCAGCUUUCGACCGUUGGUUGAACUCAAAGAGCUUUCCAUCGAGUACUGCAAAAUUGGAAACUUGUCCGACGGUGCCUUCCGCGGCCUGACGCAGCUGAGAAAUCUCACGAUACGGACCCACAACACCGACUGGUCGGCAAUGUCGCUGGAAAUAUCACCUGGUGUCUUUACCGAGGAACUUCGACUGCUCGAAAGGCUAGAUCUAGGCGAAAAUAACAUGUGGUCGCUACCAGAAGCGGCCCUAUGUCCUCUAUACUCUUUGGAAGUGCUAAACCUUACCCACAACAGAUUACGUGACCUAACCCCCUUCAAGUUCGGUUAUAAUCCAUCGGAACGUUGCGGCGGUAACCUCCGAAUACUCGACUUAUCAAGAAACAAUAUCGACAGGUUAUCAGCAAAUCAACUGUCAGGGCUUACGCGCCUCCAAAAGUUGUACCUCCAAGGGAACGGUCUCGUCCAUCUUGCCGACAGGGCGUUUGAAGGCUUGGUCGGAUUGUAUAUUAUAAAGUUGUCGGACAACAGACUAGUUAGUUUACCACCUGAACUGUUCUCCGACACGAGAGACAUAAAAGAGCUAUAUCUCCAAAACAAUUCCAUCAACGUGUUGGCACCGGGACUUUUUAGCGAAUUGCAACAGCUACUCGUCCUUGAUCUUUCGCGCAACGAACUUACCGCCGACUGGAUAAAUGCAGCAACAUUUACAGGCUUGGUGCGCUUGGUGGUCCUUGACAUAUCGCACAAUCGUAUAACAAAAUUAGAACAAUCAGUGUUCCGAGACCUGUACAGUUUACAAAUAUUAAGACUGAACGACAACUUCAUAGAAGGGAUACCGGAAAACACGUUCUCAGCAUUGUACAAUUUACAUACGCUAAUUAUAUCGAACAAUCGUUUAACGAUGAUCGAAGGCGAUACGUUUAAUGGCCUUUUCGUCUUAUCGUUACUGUCAAUAGACAAUAAUCGUAUAUCGAAAAUCCAUCCCGAAGCGCUAAAAAAUUGUUCAAGUUUACAUGACUUGCACCUGAACGGUAACAAACUGUACGCAGUGCCCGAGGUGAUCAAAAAUGUGCCGUUACUACGGACGCUCGAUUUGGGAGAAAAUCACAUCGACAAAAUAACUAACGACACUUUCAUGGAAAUGAAACAGCUUUUCGGGCUACGGCUGACCGAAAAUUACAUCGGAAACAUUUCGAAGGGCGUGUUCAGUAAAAUGACGGCAUUAAAAAUUUUAAAUUUAUCACGGAAUAAAAUCCAGAAAAUCUCGUCGGGUGCCUUCGACGAAAACAUCAAUCUACAGGCAAUAAGACUAGAUGGAAACUAUUUAACUGACAUCGAAGGUCUGUUCACCAAGUUACCGAACUUAAUAUGGCUCAACAUAUCCGACAACGAACUCCGAUGGUUCGAUUACGCAUUAAUACCAACAGGUCUGCAAUGGCUCGACAUCCAUGCCAAUCAAAUAACAGAGCUAGGAAACUACUUCGAAAUAGAAUCCACACUAUCGUUAAGUACCUUUGACGCAAGUGCAAAUAAACUGACGGAAAUAACAGGCAGUGCGAUCCCGAACAGUGUCGAAGUGCUAUUUCUGAACGACAAUCUCAUAACCAAAGUACAAUCUUACACGUUUUUCAAAAAACCAAACCUAACAAGAGUCGACCUUUUCGGAAAUAAAAUAACGCAUCUCGAUCCGAAUUCGUUGCGUAUUUCGACCGUUCCUUCCGACAAAUCAUUGCCUGAAUUCUACAUCGGCGGCAACCCUUAUCAGUGUGACUGUACCAUGGAAUGGUUGCAAAAGGCCAACUUAGGAAACCGAGCUAGAACUCAACCGAAACUUGUCGACUUGGAGAGCAUCUACUGCCAACUGCUGUACAACCGCGGACGAUCUUAUAUUCCUUUAGUGGAAGCCGCUCCUUAUCAGUUCCUGUGUACGUACGAAACUCAUUGUUUUGCCUUGUGUCAUUGUUGCGACUUUGACGCCUGCGACUGUGAAAUGACCUGUCCCACCAAUUGCACCUGCUACCACGAUCAAUCCUGGUCAGCAAAUGUCGUCGAUUGUUCGGUCAGCGGUCACGUUUCGCAGCUACCGCAAAGAAUUCCCAUGGACGCUACCCAAUUAUUUUUGGAUGGAAACAACCUGCCAAUAUUGAGCAGCCACGCGUUCAUCGGUCGUAAAAGAUUGAAAGUCCUUUUUCUUAACAAUUCAAACGUCGAAACGAUUCAAAACAAAACGUUUAACGGAUUAAGGCAACUCGAGGAACUUUAUCUCAGUGCAAACAGAAUCGUGGAGCUGUUGGGAUACGAAUUCGAAGGUUUGGAGAACCUCCGUGAGUUGUUUUUGGACCGGAACCGUAUUUCGCAUGUCCAGAAUGAGACUUUCACUCGUCUAAAGCAUCUACGAGUGUUAAAGUUGAAUCACAACAGAUUACUGCAGUUGAACGUGUGGCUGUUUCCGAAAUCCAUAACGGAUUUAACAUUAUCGCAUAAUCCGUGGACUUGCGAUUGUGGUUUUGUGGAAAGGUUGAGAGAUUGGAUUGUACGCGGUGAUUCGGUAACAGAUUCCUCAAGAGUGCGUUGUGUACAUAACGUUUCGAGCAACGAACAGGACUUGUCUAGUGACAGUGAUAAUAAUGUUCACGGUUUCUUUUUAAUGGCCGAAAACGGUAGCAGUGUAUGUUCGGGUAACGCGGCGAUGGACAACAGUGUGGAAGGCAACGCGACCGCAACGAAAACCAUAAUAAUGCCUCAGCCUAUUCAAGAUUAUAUUCCGCUUUUGGUCGUAACGCUGGGCGUGUUUGUGAUAAUUGUAACGUUAACGUUACUGAUCUUUAUAUUUCGACAGGAAGUGCGUGUGUGGGUUCAUUCCAAGUUCGGUGUCCGGCUGUUUUAUCGUCCGUCCGACCUCGAUCUAAACGAUCGCGAUAAAUUGUUUGACGCCUUCGUGAGUUACAGUUCGAAAGACGAGGCGUGGAUCGCCGAGGUCCUGGCGCCUACCCUCGAACCGAACUACAAACUUUGCCUGCACUAUCGCGACUUCCCCGUGGGUGCAUACCUCGCUGACACGAUAGUCCAGGCCGUCGAAUCGUCCAAAAGGACGAUCAUGAUCCUGUCCGAAAAUUUCAUCAAGUCCGAGUGGUGCAGGUUCGAAUUUAAGUCCGCGCACCACCAAGUUUUGAAGGACAGGCGAAAAAGACUUAUCGUAAUCCUUUUGGGAGAUUUGCCCCAAAAGGACCUCGAUCCGGAUAUCCGGUUGUACUUAAAGACUAACGUUUACUUGCAGUGGGGCGACAAAAUGUUUUGGGAAAAGCUAAAGUUCGCGCUUCCAGACGUUCCUAAUCAGAGGCGGCGCGGUUCGGUGCGCAACCCUCACGUUCACCACCACGUUCAUCGGCACAACGUUCGCGGACAACCACCGAAUCCACCAGGAGGUGGAACCACGAGGACUGUUUCAAUACAUAUUUAGCGUCUGUUUGUUUGUUAUAGAAAAAAAAAAAGAAAUUG